This is a messenger RNA of Mandrillus leucophaeus (drill), 969 nucleotides long. RefSeq names its product chemokine (C-X-C motif) ligand 5 (gene CXCL5). Bases 1 to 345 code for a protein of 114 amino acids. Gene Ontology annotation, cellular component: extracellular region. The transcript is spliced from 4 exons. Gene Ontology annotation, biological process: antimicrobial humoral immune response mediated by antimicrobial peptide; cellular response to lipopolysaccharide; neutrophil chemotaxis. The record is from RefSeq and is a predicted model, not a curated record. Gene Ontology annotation, molecular function: chemokine activity; CXCR chemokine receptor binding. NCBI's taxonomy places the organism in Eukaryota, Metazoa, Chordata, Mammalia, Primates, Cercopithecidae.
AUGAGCCUCCUGUCCAGUCGCCCGGCCCGUGUCCCGGGUCCUUUGGGCUCCUUGUGCGCCCUGCUCGCGCUGCUGCUGCUGCUGCCGCCGCCAGGGCCCCUCAGCCCAGCUGGUCCUGUCGCUGCUGCGUUGAGAGAGCUGCGUUGCAGUUGUUUACAGACCACGCAGGGAGUUCAACCCCAAAUGAUCAGUAAUCUGCAGGUGUUCGCCAUAGGCCCGCAGUGCUCUGAGGUGGAAGUGGUAGCCUCCCUGAAGAACGGGACGGAAGUUUGUCUCGAUCCACAAGCCCGUUUUCUAAAGAAAGUCAUCCAGAAAAUUUUGGACGGUGAAAACAAGGACAACUGAUGAAGAGAAAUGAGUAGGCGUGGAAGCGUUUCCCAGUCUUCAGCAGAGCAGUUUUCUGCAGGUCUCUGGACCCAGUGAAGACAAGAAGGAAGGAUUUUGUUGUUGUUUGUUGUUUAUUUGUUUUUCCAGUAGUUAGCUUUCUUCUUGGAUUCCUCACUUUGAAGAGUGUGAGGAAAACCUAUGUUUGCCCCUUAAGCUUUCAGCUCAGCUAAUGAAGUGUUUAGCAUAGUACCUCUGCUAUUUGCUGUUAUUUUAUCUGCUAUGCUAUUGAAGUUUUUGGCAAUUGACUAUACUGUGAGCCAAGAAUCACUAGUUGUUAAUCUUUCAAAGUGUCUUGAAUUGAAGGUGACUAUUGUAUCUCCAAGAAAUAUUCCUUAAUGUAUUAACUGAGAAGGCAGUGGAUUUAAUAUGGAAAUGAUGUUUCAUAAGAAUUCUGUCAAUGGAGAUACACUGCUAUCUUCACCUUUUUAAGAAAUAGGAAAUAUUUUAACGUUUCUUGGGGAAUAUGUCAGAGAAUUUCCUUACUCUUGAUCGUGGGAUACUAUUUAAUUAUUUUGUUUUAGAAAGCUGAGUGUAUCGCACCUUAUCUAUGUAGAAUAUAUUUCCUUAUUCAGAAUUUUUAAA